Messenger RNA from Xenopus laevis (African clawed frog), 2687 nucleotides. RefSeq names its product BARX homeobox 2 S homeolog (gene barx2.S). The record is from RefSeq and is a predicted model, not a curated record. The coding region runs from base 622 to 1488 and encodes 288 amino acids. The transcript has 4 exons. Lineage: Eukaryota; Metazoa; Chordata; Amphibia; Anura; Pipidae.
GCUGCAAACGAAUGGAUGGGAUGAGAGAAAGGAGUAGGAAAGUAAAGCAGCGAGAAGUGAGUAUAGGGGGAGAGAAGUCAGGGGUUCAGCAUGGGGGGGCAGGAGACAAUCAAUGAAUGUUUGGGGAGAAAUGUGAUUGGUUGGGUAAUGAAGCGAGUUGUUGAGAGGGAAAACUAAACGACUGUGGAGAGAAGUGAGUUGUGAGGAGAGGAGUGAGUGAGUGAGUAACUGGCUUAGAAAAAACGAAAUGACAGUGGAGAGAAGCAAGUGGCUAGAGAGAGAAUUGAGUUUAGAAAGCCUAGGUUACAGAUUUUGAAGAAGAAUAACACUGGAAGGGGAGAGGAGAUUGCGAGUGAGGAGAGAAGCAGCAAAGCAGAGGGAGGAGAGAGCGGAGAGCAAGUUAGUGGCAGUGACUGGUCCCUCCCAGCAGUCGGAGCGGGCGGAUAAUAAGGAGGAGGGGGACUGUAAAAGAGCAGCUGAGUGUGAUUGACAGUCGGAGUGUCCUAAUAAGGGAUGGCAAUGGUGUAUAUGUGCGGCGUGUCUAUAGGAGGCCAGUGAGUGGCAGGUGCUACUGUAAGUGCGUGUGUACAGCCCGCUAGCAGCCGGACUCACUGGGGCACCAUGCACUGUCAGGCCGAGCUCCGACUCCCUUCUCCGGGCCACAUCAAAUCAGCCAGGCGGCGCUACAAGUCCUUUAUGAUCGAUGAGAUUCUGUCCAAGGAGACGUGCGAUUACUUCGAGAAGCUUUCCCUGUACUCCGUGUGUCCUUCGCUGUUGGUCAGACCGAGACCUCUGCACUCCUGCACCGGGACAUCUUCACUCAGACCGUACCCUCUUCUAUCAGUAAUUACACGUCAGCCCAAUGUAGUUACCCACAUGGUUCCCACAUCCACGCAUCACCCGGUGCUGUCCCCUACUCACCUCUCACCAGGAUGCACUCGCUCCGAGACCCCAGCCAGUGAAGCCCACCCUAGUAGUGAGUCAGAACAUGAGCAUACCACCUCAAGAGCGAAGAAACCACGGCGCAGCAGAACCAUUUUCACUGAGCUCCAGCUCAUGGGACUAGAGAGGAAAUUCCAGAAGCAAAAAUAUUUAUCUACACCAGACCGGCUGGACUUGGCUCAGUCACUAGGACUCACACAGCUGCAGGUCAAGACAUGGUAUCAAAAUCGUCGGAUGAAAUGGAAAAAAAUUGUCCUUAAGGGUGGACAGGAGGCACCUACAAAGCCAAAAGGAAGGCCCAAGAAAAAUUCUAUCCCAACUUCUGAAGAAAUAGAGGCAGAGGAAAAGCUGAACAAGCUGGCACAGACAGCAGAGACUAAAGUAAAUGAAGAAGAGGAGGAACAAGGCAAAGUCACAGAUAAAGAUUACAUUGUUCACAGUCUUGAGGCGAAUGCAGAAGACAAAUUUAAGAAAUCACAGGCCUCUGGUCCAGCAUUGCAACUUACACCACAGUUAGAUGUCUCACUAAGUGAUAGUGGUUCAUAAGGCUAAAGCAAGAGCCUAGAUUUAGACUGAGAGAACAGUUAUGCCUCCUUUUGGAAGGAGUGUUGGACCUAAACAUUGCAGGAUUUAUCCCACUUACUACACUUUGCUCGGAAUAGGUUAAAGCUGCCAUGUAAUGCAAGAGAUGGAAGUGGGAAUUGCCGUGAAAGAUCCUUAUGGAAUGUAAAUACAAAUGUUGCUGUGUUUUUCGAACAUUUGUUUUUCGAACAAUGUGUAUGGGUUUUUUUUAUUCUUGUGCUGGAAACUAAUAGAUGAAAGAUUCAAGAGGAGGGAGAGGACUUUGUUCACCCAGUGAUACAUAUUAAAACAAAAUCCCUCAAAUGAAGUGCCUUUGGUUUUUACAUGCUAUGAAUCUGGCUUAAAAAAAACUGAUUUUACCAAAUAUAAUUUUUUGAAAAAAUAACUUCUAAAGAAUAAAUGAGCCAAAUGUUUCUAAAUGUUGUCACUCUUAGUUAGUCUGAGACUGAAACUCACAAUAUUGUUCACAAGAACUGCAACAUAUGCAAAGAAAAUAUUUGUAAUGCUAUUUAAUGAUUUGAAAUAGGAUAAAAAUUUAGAUCUUGUGCUUGAAACUGGAAACUGUAGAAAUACUGUUACAAAUUCACAGAGAGGUAAUGUACGUUAGUAAACACUAGGAACACAAAAAAAAUGAAAAUAAUAUAUAAUAUUUUUCAUAAUUUUUUUAGCAUUCUGUCAUAGCAUUAACUAAGUCAAGUCGGAUUUCAAAUCUGUAUUUAUGAAACAAAAGAUUUAGGGGCACAUUUACUUAGGGUCGAAUAGCGAGGGUUAAUUAACCAUCGGUAUUCGACCGUUGAAGUUAAAUCCUUCGACUUUGAAUAUCGAAGUCGAAGUAUUUAGCGAUAUUCGUUUGAUCGAACGAUUAAAUCCUUCAAAUGAAACGAUUCGAAGGAUUUUAAUCCAUAGAUCAAACCAAAUUAUCUCAAUAUGUUCUGCUACAAACUCUGAUCAAAUCCGCUCGGGUUUUUUACGCUUAUUUAUUAUUACAUUUUCCCGAAAAUUUGCUUUGCUUUUAAAAAUCAGAUUUUCACAAUUCUUUCUGAAUUAUCACCCGAAAACUUAAGGGUAUUGCACAAAAUCUAGUGCACAUCAAAAAAUCAUUUUGACUUCUACCAUUAACUUAUUUGCAACCUCGACUGGUCUGAGAUGCCGGAUUUUCAGAU